Molecule: messenger RNA, 1628 nt
Organism: Brienomyrus brachyistius
Lineage: Eukaryota; Metazoa; Chordata; Actinopteri; Osteoglossiformes; Mormyridae
Gene: eno3
Product: enolase 3, (beta, muscle)
Exons: 12
Coding region: 155-1459 (434 amino acids)
Biological process (GO): glycolytic process
Cellular component (GO): phosphopyruvate hydratase complex
Molecular function (GO): phosphopyruvate hydratase activity; magnesium ion binding
Source: RefSeq, a predicted model, not a curated record
AAGAGAAUUGCGCGACAGUCUCUAAAGGCGCUUACCAUAUUGGGAAGUUAGACUUGAGGGAGUAGCUAUAAAUUGCCGUACAGGACGAAGUUCAAGCACCUUGAAGUCUCGCAGGAAGCCGGGCAAUCAGACAAGCCAACCACACUCAGUGACUAUGUCAAUCACCAAGAUCCAUGCUCGUGAGAUCCUCGACUCCCGAGGAAACCCUACUGUAGAAGUAGACCUGUACACGGCCAAAGGGCUCUUCAGAGCUGCUGUUCCCAGCGGCGCCUCCACUGGAGUUCAUGAGGCUCUCGAGCUUAGAGAUGGUGACAAGUCUCGCUAUCUGGGCAAAGGUACGAUAAAAGCCGUCGACCAUGUCAACAAGGACAUUGCCCCCAAACUGAUUGAGAAGAAGCUGAGUGUGGUAGAGCAGGAGAAGAUCGACCAGUUCAUGCUGGAACUGGAUGGCACUGAGAACAAAUCUAAGUUUGGCGCUAAUGCCAUUCUGGGUGUGUCUCUGGCGGUCUGCAAAGCCGGAGCUGCUGAGAAGGGUGUUCCCCUGUACCGCCACAUCGCUGACCUUGCUGGAAACAAGAACGUGAUCCUGCCUGUACCAGCCUUCAAUGUCAUCAAUGGUGGCUCCCAUGCCGGAAACAAGCUGGCCAUGCAGGAAUUCAUGAUCCUGCCGGUGGGCGCGGCUAGCUUCCACGAGGCCAUGCGCAUCGGUGCCGAGAUCUACCACAACCUCAAGAACGUAAUCAAAGCCAAGUAUGGAAAGGAUGCCACCAAUGUGGGUGAUGAAGGUGGCUUUGCCCCCAACAUCCUGGAGAACAAUGAGGCUCUGGAGUUGCUUAAGACUGCCAUUGAGAAAGCCGGCUAUCCUGACAAGGUCAUCAUCGGCAUGGACGUUGCCGCUUCAGAGUUCUUCAGAAACAGUAAAUACGACCUGGAUUUCAAGUCUCCCGACGACCCGUCCCGCCACAUCUCUGGGGAGCAGCUGGGAGACCUGUACAAGAGCUUCGUCAAGAACUACCCAGUACAGUCCAUUGAGGAUCCGUUUGACCAGGAUGACUGGGAGCAGUGGUCAAAGUUCACAGGUUCUGUGGACAUCCAGGUGGUGGGCGAUGACCUGACCGUGACCAACCCCAAGCGGAUCCAGCAGGCCGUGGAGAAGAAGGCCUGCAACUGCCUUCUGCUGAAGGUCAACCAGAUUGGCUCAGUCACAGAGUCCAUCAAGGCGUGUAAGCUAGCCCAGUCUAAUGGCUGGGGAGUGAUGGUUAGCCACCGCUCAGGAGAAACUGAGGACACCUUCAUCUCUGAUCUGGUUGUUGGCCUGUGCACUGGACAGAUCAAGACUGGUGCACCGUGCAGAUCAGAACGUCUGGCAAAAUACAACCAGUUGAUGAGGAUUGAGGAAGAGCUCGGAAGCAGUGCCAAGUUUGCUGGCAAGGACUUCCGUCGCCCCAAGGUCAACUAAAUCUGUCCUCAUGCCCGACAUCUUCAGUCCCCCAGUAACUGUGAGGGCUGAAGAUGCCGUCAAACUGGCCAGCGGCCUCUGAUCGGGAAUGUAUUUUGUAACUGCCUCUGCCCUCUUUGCUAUUGAUCUCUGGAAGAAUUUGAUUGAAAUAAAUCUUGAGGUGAAAAUG